GGAAACCAAUGGGUAACCGUGUUUCCUAACCCGAUCUAAAAAAGUUUUGAAUAGAGUUUUCUGCGAGCUUUAAGGGUUUUUCGUUGGAGAGCUCAGGGAUGUCGUCAAAAAUGUUUCAAGUAAUGCGUACUGGCAGGUUGGGCCUUCUCUUCACUGCCGCAGUCUUUUCAGUCAGCACCAUUUCUGCGUCAGUCGCACGUGAUACGACUGCUGACGCGGGCAGGGAGCAGCCGGAUGAAACGCCGCUCCAUAUGCUGGUUUCCAUCAAAGAGCAGAAGAUCAAGGUCUACCGUGGAUUGGACCUGAUCGAAGUGUCGCCGAUUUCGUCCGGCAAGCGAGGGCACAGCACGCCGACUGGUGUGUUUUCGAUUUUGGAAAAGCGCCGCAAGCACUUCUCAAAUCUCUAUGACAAUGCGCCGAUGCCUUUCAUGCAGCGCCUGACCUGGUCUGGAAUCGCGCUCCAUGUAGGGCGGCUUCCUGGUUAUCCCGCCUCGCAUGGCUGUAUCCGACUGCCCCGUUCCUUCGCAAAGUCGCUCUAUUCCAUGACAGAGCGCGGCAUGCAUGUUGUUGUGACGCGUGAUCACGCGGAGCCUGUGUCCGUUCGUCACGGCGUGUUGCCACAGCCCUAUGUGCCGGCAACUGAAGUGGCAAGUCUUUCCGGGCAAACCAUCGCCUCGGAUCCUGCCUUGCGCGGUGCGAUCCGCCCUGCGAACCUGCAGACUUCGCUGCCGGUCGCACAGCCGGAAAAUCCAUAUUUUGAUCGUCCGCUGCGGAUGAUCAUCACGCCUCAGAAACUUCCGAGCAAGAGAAGGGUGUUGCAGCGCCUGCUGAACCAGAUGGGCUACAACGCCGGUCCGGUUGACGGAGUUGUCGGCCGCAAGACCCGUGCAGCAAUCCGCCUCUAUCAGGAAGGUGCCGACCUGCCGGUUACCGGACGCAUCACGGAUGCACUCGUCGCACGUAUCCAUAUGGAGGCAGGUUACGAAAAGCCGCAGAACGCGAUCCUUCGUGUUCGCCGCAAGUUUUCGGAUAUCUAUUCGGCCCCGGUCUCCGUCAAGAAUAUCGACCAGGAAAUCGGCACACAUGUUUACACCGCUCUCGACUUUGAAAGGGGUGACAACUCCGUCGAAUGGAUUGCGGUCUCUGCCGAAGGAGAACGUGGCGGUCAAUCGGACGAGUUGCUGAACCGGAUCGAAAUUCCGAAAAAGGUUGCCACGGAGCUUGCCAAGAUGCUGACACCGGGCACCUCGCUGACGAUCACGGACCGGAGCUUCAAGCGCAACACCGGUCUGGGAACCGACUUCGUGGUGAUCACCCGCUGA
Effrenium voratum is the source of this 1322-nucleotide messenger RNA. The record is from the annotation of a GenBank genome assembly. Lineage: Eukaryota; Dinophyceae; Suessiales; Symbiodiniaceae.